Python bivittatus (Burmese python) is the source of this 807-nucleotide messenger RNA. NCBI's taxonomy places the organism in Eukaryota, Metazoa, Chordata, Lepidosauria, Squamata, Pythonidae. The record is from RefSeq and is a predicted model, not a curated record.
AUGCCUCCCGCACUAGGGCGCCCACGCUUAGCCGCCUUCCAGCUUCUUCCCGGCCGGAUGAACGGGACGCUCCGCUCGCAGGGCCAGGGCCGAUGUCGGUCCCCAGUUCCUCGCCGAGCCAGCCUGGCGCAAGCCCUCAAAGUUUGUAGUGAAAAAGCUGAGGCUCAGAAGAGUUGGAUUGAAAGAUGCCUCAGUGAAAGUGAAAACAAACGUUAUUCCAGUCACACAUCUCUGGCAAAUGUUUCUAAUGAUGAAAAUGAGGAGAAAGAGAAUAAUAGAGCAUCCAAACCACACUCUACCCCAGCAACUCUGCAAUGGCUGGAGGAGAAUUAUGAGAUUGCAGAAGGUGUCUGCAUUCCUCGAAGUGCCCUCUACAUGCAUUAUUUGGAUUUCUGUGAGAAAAAUGAUACCCAGCCUGUUAAUGCUGCUAGUUUUGGAAAGAUAAUAAGACAACAGUUUCCACAGUUAACGACACGAAGAUUAGGAACCAGAGGCCAGUCAAAGUACCAUUACUAUGGCAUUGCAGUGAAAGAAAGCUCCCAGUAUUAUGACGUGAUGUAUUCUAAGAAAGGAGCAGCCUGGGUCAAUGAAACAGGAAAAAAAGAAGUAAUCAAACAGACAGUGGCAUAUUCACCACGAUCCAAACUUGGGACGUUGCUGCCAGAAUUUCCAAAUGUCAAAGAUCUAAAUCUGCCAGCCAGCUUGCCAGAAGAGAAGGUAUCUACUUUUAUAAUGAUGUACAGAACACACUGUCAGAGGAUACUUGAUACUGUAAUAAGAGCCAACUUUGAUGAGGUUUGUAGAGAA